Molecule: messenger RNA, 2316 nt
Organism: Auxenochlorella protothecoides
Lineage: Eukaryota; Viridiplantae; Chlorophyta; Trebouxiophyceae; Chlorellales; Chlorellaceae
Exons: 6
Coding region: 1-2316 (771 amino acids)
Biological process (GO): tRNA 5'-leader removal
Cellular component (GO): nucleolar ribonuclease P complex; ribonuclease MRP complex
Source: RefSeq, a predicted model, not a curated record
AUGUGCAAACCAUGCACCCGACCCCCGCAGCUGCAUGGCCUGCUGUCUGCGCUGGGGCCACAAGACGGGCACGCGCUGGGGAGCAUGCCCCGCAGCCUCCGCCGGCGCACCACCAGCCACAACCCCUACCGCCACGUCCUGCGCCCCAACAAGAAGCUGGAGGCGGUGCGCGCGGCCGCGGAUGGACUCGGCCCCACCAACCGGCGCAUGCGGCGCCGGGCGGGGCACCUGACCGCGCGGGCCGUGCAGUCCUGCGAGUGGCGGGCCGAGGACCUGGGUGGGGAUGUGCUGCGCGCCGCCGCGCCUGACCCCCAGGUCGAGGGCCCGGGGGCCGACUGCCAGCCAGCGACGGAUGCGCGUCCGGCGCCCAAGCGCCUGGAGACCCACGUCUGGCACGCCAAGCGCAUGCCCAUGCAGCGGGCCUGGGGCUGGGUCCUGCCGCUGCGGCGCGCGGGGCGGGGCAGGGGCCAGCGGUCGCUCGUCGCGAGGCUGCGCGGGGGCGCAGUCCUCGCGCACGACGCCAGCUACUGGGCGGCGCUGGCUCUGGGGCUGGAUUCGGGCAGCCGGUUUCCCUGCAUGGGCCGCCUGCUGGGGCCUGGGUGCAUCGCCGCCUGCCAGGCGCUCCUGCACGCGCCAGCGGGUGGGGAGGUCGGGCUCAUGCUCUACGUUCCCGAUGGCUUCCCGGCGGCCGCCAUAGCGCCUGCCAUCCUCACCUGCGUCCCGGGGACUGCUGCCGCCGAGGCCCCUUCCCCUUCCUCGCCCGGGCACUGCGCCCUCGCCGUGCUCUGGGUCCAUGCGGCGGCCGUGCGCAGGGCAGCGGCCGCGCUCGCCCAGGUGGGCGUGCCCGCCCGGCCCCUGUCCCUGCGCAGGCUGGAGCUGGUGGGGCGGGGGUGCGACGCUCUGCUGCGGGGGCUGUGCCCGAGCGGACCCCGGCACGGCGCCCCCUCCCCGCCCGCCCCACCUGCCGCCGACGGCGCGCUGGCCGUGCUGGCCGUCUGGGACCCCCGCCUCCCGCGCGACGCGGCAGGGCUGGAUCCGUUGGGCGCACGAGGCCAUCCCGAGGGAGUGGCUGGCCAGGGGCUCUCCUGGGACGCCCAUGCACCCCCAUGCCCGGACUCGGAGCUCGCCGAGCGCAUGAAGGCGCAGCGCGGCAUGGGGAGGGCCGAGUCCAGUGGAUUUCUCGAGGGAGCGAGCGAGGACAAGGACCCGCUGCACCCUGCUGCCAGGCACUCCACGGCGUGUCGCAUCGGCCUGGUGCGGCAUUCGGGUGACAGGAAUGCCCACCGAUUUCCUGGUGUCACCUUGCUGGUUCCUGGCGGCUGGGUAGGGCCAUGGUGGCAGCGGCUGGUGCUGAGCGGAGCACAGCCCCUGGGCCAGGAGGAGUGGCGUGAGAUCCACUGCCUGCAGCACAUCCCCUUUUUCCCCCAUGACUUCCCCGAGACAGAGGCGGGACGAGGGGCAGCGACAGAGGCAUCGAGCGAGCGGGAACUUCGCGCCAGCAAGCGCCCCGCCAACAAGCCCGCCCCGGAGUCGCCCGCCCUCCCCACUCCCUCUGACUGGGUCAGGGUGUCUGGGAACGAUGGACAAGGCCAGGACCCUGCGGGUGCGGGUGCCUCCAUGGUGGUACUGCGAGGGCGCGGCGCAGCGGCGCGCGCCGCUGCCCUGGGCGUGGCCCCGGCCAGCAUCCUGAAACUACUGGGCACCAUCGCGAUUGGCGCGGCUGGUGGCGCGGGAGCGUCCGCUGCCAACUCCCAGUCCGUGACCUUCAAGGACCCUCUCACUGACUCCCAGUCCGACACCGCCACCUCCACCGCCGCCUCCCUGGAGGGGUACGCCGGCACCUUUGCCGGCUCCUCCGCCGAGACCGGCGAGUUCACCACCGAGGGCCACACCGGCGGCUGGUCUGAGGGCGUGCUGCCCACCUCUACCUCCACCAUCAACUCUCUCACCGACCCCAACCGUGCCGCCUCCACCGGCUUCACCAACACCGCCGCCACCUCCGCCGGCAAGCCGGCCUCCACCAAGUCCUUUGUCAUCCUGAACGCCGAGGGCCGCGGUCAGCAGGCCAAUGCCACCGGCAACUCCACCGCCACCACCGACAUCGACGGCACCGUGGAGACCGGCUCCACCGGCCAGGCCAUCGUGGGGGAUGGCGGCGCGAGUGCCCUGACAUCCGUCACCGCCAUCGCCCCCGGUGACUCCGCCAACGGCACCAUCACCGCCACCGGUCCCACCGACGCCAGCGUGCAGGCCAGCGCCAGCGCCAAGGGCACGGCAGCCAGCCCCGAACUGUUGAUUAUUGGCUUGAUCUUCUGA